AUGCAUAAUCUCCGUGAUUCGCUGCUCAGCCCUUCGCCGCGAGGCACCAUAUCAGAAUCUUUUCGCAUAGAUCAGGAGGACACGCGUCAGUGCAUCGCUCGGGGAGAAUUCAAGGAGAUUCGGAGCGCGGCUUUCAGUAACCGAACCUGGAUCACCACCUCCCGAUAUUGCGAGCUUGGAGAUGGUGUGGAUACGCUCGAAGAGUACAUUCAUUCCAUGUGGUAUAUGUACUACCAGCUCGGUCGGAAUAUCUCAUACGAGUCGCCCGACCAUGAGGGACUUGUCCUCGACAUCGUCCGCAUUCAAGGAAUGGGACCGCUGACUCGGCCCGCACGAGGAAAUUACGGUGUUGAUAUCGCACGAACUACCGAAGGAACACUGUGGAAUGAUCUACCCUUCUUGGCCACUGAUAUGACCAACUUCUGGAACAGCGACUUCCCGACGAUGUCGGGUGCACACAGACUCAACUUUGCCACUUUCCUGGCCAAACUGGCAUCAACUCGCGUCGGCAAGGAUAGGUUGUGCCAGAUUGCUCUCAUUCUAUUCCGUAACCUGUUUGAGGAGAGACAGGGACUUCGCAGCGGGCAGGAGUCGGAUGAUGAAGAUCGAAAGCGAAGCAUGCAGGAUCUUGAAAUUUUCCACUUGUUGCCAGCUGCCGUGGCUUGGCUCCGCCAUACGGGCCACAAUCUCAUUCUACUCUCAGAGGUCUAUUGGAACGAUUGCCCCAGUAUCAUCGGCAAGGGUGGCGAGAAGUUCAUCGAGUCAGAGCUUGGGCGGCGGUCACCCACUGGUUUCUCGCCAUGGAGAUACAUGUACUGGCUCAAACGACUUCAUGAAAUCCAGGAGGAGGCCAAAGAGGCCGAAGAGGAACUCUUAGAAGAGUACGCCACCGAUGCCAUUGAGUACAUGGUCAACACAGUCGAGCAACGAAACUCUGGAAUUUUAAGGGCAUACCUGAACGGUGGAGAUGCCUUGCAUCAGGAAAAACAUCUGCUUUGCCUGAAGAAUCUUUUGAAGAAUGAGGAUACGGAGGAUGAAGACUCGAAGGAUGACUCAAAGGAUGACUCGAAGGAUGGCGCAAAAUAA
Messenger RNA from Penicillium cinerascens, 1086 nucleotides. RefSeq names its product DUF3632 domain-containing protein. NCBI's taxonomy places the organism in Eukaryota, Fungi, Ascomycota, Eurotiomycetes, Eurotiales, Aspergillaceae. Bases 1 to 1086 code for a protein of 361 amino acids. The record is from RefSeq and is a predicted model, not a curated record. The transcript has a single exon.